Chelmon rostratus (copperband butterflyfish) is the source of this 6107-nucleotide messenger RNA. RefSeq names its product kelch-like family member 15 (gene klhl15). The record is from RefSeq and is a predicted model, not a curated record. NCBI's taxonomy places the organism in Eukaryota, Metazoa, Chordata, Actinopteri, Chaetodontiformes, Chaetodontidae. The transcript is spliced from 9 exons. Gene Ontology annotation, cellular component: nucleus; Cul3-RING ubiquitin ligase complex. Gene Ontology annotation, biological process: nuclear protein quality control by the ubiquitin-proteasome system; protein ubiquitination. Gene Ontology annotation, molecular function: protein binding. The coding region runs from base 149 to 2173 and encodes 674 amino acids.
CGUCCGCAAAGCCUGUGGACCGCUGUGGUUUGUUACCCGUUUAAUUUAGGGCUGAGUGGGGGGUCUCUUCGUCUGGCAGAUGGACGAUAACAUGGCAGUGCAUCACUGCCGUCCGCUUUCUUGAUUCCGGCAUCGAACCCGCAACUUCAUGUCCGAAGGAGCCAGAGCUGCCUGGUCGAAGAGGGGUUGUGGGGAUUCGCACCGCCGAGAACCAGGGAAACAUAAACACAGGAAAUGCGAGCGGCCCCCUAGCGCUCAGCCAUCAAAGCCUGUGAUUGUUCGCCCGGGCUCUAAAAGGUGUGUUAUGUCGGGGGCAGAUGUGGAGGUGUACCUGUCCCAGGUGCACGAUGGGAGUGUGUCGUCGGGCUUCCGGGCGCUUUACGAGGAGCGCCUGCUGCUGGAUGUCACGCUGUUGAUAGAGGAGCACCACUUCCAGGCCCACAAGGCGCUUCUGGCCACCCAGAGCGACUACUUCCGGGUCAUGUUCACAGCAGACAUGAGGGAGCGGGACCAGGACAAGAUCCACAUGAAGGGGCUGACAGCCGCUGGGUUCGGCCACAUUCUCCGGUUCAUGUACUACGGCUCUCUGGAGCUCAGCAUGCCCACCGUCCAAGAGAUCCUCCAGGCGGCCAUGUACGUCCAGCUGACGGAGGCGGUGGAGUUCUGCUGCUCCUUCCUGCUGGCCAAAAUCUGUCUGGAGAACUGUGCCGAGGUCAUGCGCCUCCUGGAGGACUUCAGCGUGGGCGUGGAGGGCGUCCAGGAGCAGCUCGACAACUUCCUACUUGACAACUUUGUGCCCCUCAUGAGCCGGCCCGACUUCCUGUCCUACCUCGGCCUGGAGAGACUGCAGGCGUACCUGAACAGUGACGCUCUGAGUCGCUUCCCAGAAAUCGAGCUGUAUGAAGCGGUCCAGGCGUGGCUGCGACACGACCGGCGGCGGUGGAGGCACACCGACACCAUCGUGCAGUCCAUCCGCUUCUGCCUCAUGACUCCUGCUAACAUCUUUGAGAAGGUGAAGACGUCAGAGUUUUACCGUUACUCCAGACAGUUGAGGCAGGAGGUCGAUCAGGCCCUCAGCUACUUCCACGAUGUCAACCAGCAGCCUCUGGUGGAGACGCGCUCCAACCGUAUCCGCUCGGUCCGCCCGCAGACCGCCGUGUUCAGGGGAAUGAUCGGUCACAGCAUGGUCAACAGCAAGAUCCUGCUGCUGCAGCGCCCGAAGGUGUGGUGGGAGCUGGAGGGACCUCAGGUGCCGUUGCGACCGGACUGCCUGGCGAUCGUUAACAACUUUGCCUUCCUGUUGGGUGGAGAGGAGCUGGGACCCGACGGGGAGUUUCACGCCUCCUCCAAAGUCUACCGCUAUGACCCUCGGCAGAACUCCUGGCUGCGCAUGGCCGACAUGUCUGUGCCCCGGUCAGAGUUUGCCGUCGGCGUCAUCGGGAAGUUUAUUUACGCCGUAGCGGGCCGCACGCGAGACGAGACCUUCUAUUCCACAGAGCGCUACGACAUCACAGAGGACCGCUGGGAGUUCGUGGACCCGUAUCCUGUAAACAAGUACGGUCACGAGGGAACGGUCCUUAAUGGUAAACUGUACAUCACCGGCGGCAUCACCUCCUCCUCCACCUCCAAACAGGUGUGCGUGUUUGAUCCGGGGCGGGAGGCGGGAGGCGGGGGAGGAGGAGGGAGCUCGGGCGGCUCAGACGCACACAGGACACGCGCCGGCCGAGGCCCGCUGCUGCCCGGCACCCACGCCAGCUGCUGGGAGAACAAAUCCAAAAUGAACUACGCCCGUUGCUUCCACAAGAUGAUCUCGCACAACGGGAAGCUGUACGUGUUCGGAGGCGUGUGCGUGAUCCUGCGGGCUUCCUUCGAGUCGCAGGGCUGCCCGUCCACCGAAGUGUACGACCCGGACACCGACGAGUGGACCAUCCUCGCCUCCAUGCCCAUAGGGCGCAGCGGCCACGGGGUGGCAGUGUUGGACAGGCAGAUCAUGGUGCUGGGCGGCCUCUGUUACAACGGCCACUACAGUGACUCCAUCCUCACCUUCGACCCCGAUGAAAACAAGUGGAAGGAGGACGAGUAUCCCAGGAUGCCUUGCAAACUGGACGGUCUGCAGGUGUGCAGUCUGCACUUCCCAGAGUAUGUGCUCGAGCACGUCAGACGCUGCAGCUGAGGUCUGCUCCACAACAAGCCUCCUUUUUAUAAAAAUGGGAAUUCACUGUUCGAGGACUGAAGUGUCCCGCUGGGAGAUCAGGUGUUUACAGGUGGGAGACUCUUCUGACGUGCAGGCUUUUAAACUAGAGACCAGCACUUUCCUAAGAUGAGGGAAAAGAUGGCCGGGCCAUACGUUGCUGUUCUUAUUGAAGCCAGUCGAAGCGUGGCGUGCCGAGACGUCACACGUCAACAGUCAGCUUGAACAUUUUCAGAAUUAGCUUUCUCAGAAAAUUACGGAAAAUAAUUUGUCAGGAGAAAAAAAAAAGUUUAAUUCUGCUGGUUUAUGUUUGGACUGUGGUCAGUUUGCUAUUCUACUACUCACCUACUGUAUUUAGGCUGUCCAGUCAGACUUACGGCAGAAACGCACUGGAAGCGUCACAUUCAUGCACAGACCUGCUUUUAUUUUAUUUCACUGGUCGAACAAACCAGUAUCACAGAUGUGUCUGAAUUAGGUUUUUUUCAGUCCUUUUAUGUAUUUAAAGGCAAACAAACAUCCUGUAUAUCGUUAAUCAAGGUGCUCUUUUUGAAAAAUAGGUUAGUGACAGCCAAGACGUGACUGCAGCUACUUCAAACACUCCAAAAAUGCCCUAUAAGCAAUAUAACAGCAAGUUAAAGCAUACAAUUAGGUAUGUAAACAAAGUAUGGACACUAUAUACUGCAGUGUAGAUCAUUUUAUAGCCUGUCUCCAAAUAUAUGACGCAGAUUGUAGAGAGACCAGCGAACAGAUGCUAACGCUUCGAUCUGCUGCCAGCUGUAAACCGUCAGAUUCCUCAGACAGAAACUCAGACGUCGCUUCCAGUGCGUUCCUGCGAUUGGUCCUAAUUCUGCUCUUUACUCCCAGAUAUCCACCAUACUGUGCUCAUGUCCAUAUAACAUCACCGUGUGUGUGUGCGCGUGCGUGUGUGUGUGUGGAUGUGUGUUAGAGAGGAAAACACUACAUGGUACACGAGGGCUCAUUCUUCAUUUCGUGAUGAUGUCGUUUGAUGAUGGCGACAGGGACUGGCACACCGCAGGGGUCAAAGGUUGUUGUCUGUAUCCGUCUGGUCACUGGCAGUGCUUCAUCUACUCGUCUACAUUCCCUGCACUUUAUUGGUUCUUGUUGUGGCUCUUGGGUGUAAAUGCACAGUUUACCAGCGGACCUCCACAGCAGGCUGUAAUGUUUUUAGCAGCGUCUGAAAUUAACUUCCUGGCUGACGAGUCAAGCUGAGCUGAAAAUGUGCCCUCCAUCAUGCAGCUGCUUGAAAUAUCUAAGAAACAUUGGGACUCCUGCAAACGCGUUUUCAUAUUCUUGGCCUAAAAUUCUCUUUAUUUCCAGCUACAAGUCAGAUUCACCAAACUCUCUUAACUGCACAAACUUGCCAUGAAUCCCAUGUUUGAGCCUCAUGAACGCCACCUGUCCCUGCGGAGGUGAAGGACUUUGAGCUUCCAGCAUUAGCAUGAUUGAGAGCCCUAAAAUUUUUAAGGCUGCCUGUUGUGCUCUGUUUGUGAGAGGUUUCAUUCACAGAAAUGUUUCCAAAGAGAAAAAAGAAACAUGCGGGUACACAUCAUGAAAUUUCAAGUUGGAUAAAAGCUCUCAGGCAGCCAUGGCGAUGAUGAUGAUGUGGUGACCAGAACGGUAGCUUCGCGUUAAGUUCGUCUUUCGUGCAGAUUCUCUUAAAUUGCUCGAUUGUCUAACUUGAGAAUGAACCUUUUCAUGCGAGCGAUUCUUGCUUGAGGCCCAUUAUUUAUUUCACUUUAAACUGGUCUACAUGUUUCACGUUCUUCAUGUGUGAAACCAUCUACGACCGACAGAGCUCAGGAUGACGCAGGCUGUCAGCUGUGAAUGACCAGCAAGUGUUUUGGAUGAUUUGCGCCAGUAUGUCCACCAAAGCCGAACUCUACCAGCCGUUUGCAGUCAGCUGUGUUAAUCUCAGACCUGCUUCAUUACCAGUUAUUUAGCAGGUCGACAUGUCUGCUGUCAUAGCUGUCCGAUCCUGCAGUCCAGCAAGCCCUGCUCGAUUAGCACCUCCAUGUUUCUGACCUUGUCCUCUCUAGAUAUUUAUUUUUCCUUUUUCCUCUGUGAGCCAACUGUGAAAAGGGCUAGAACACAUACCGAUGCACUUCUGUAUGUCAGCCGCGUAUUUAAAUUAUUUAUUUUCUGAAGUAUUGCUUUCACCGAGCUAUGCAGUAACAGAAGUAGGGUUAUUUAUUAUGACAAAACUUUCAUCGUGAGUCGUGUUGUUUUCAGAUUGUACUUGUCUCCUUUCCUCGUUUCAUCCUCGACCGUCUGUCCCGUCCACCUCGGCAGCACUGCAUGUGGCUAAUGAAUGGAUGCUUUGAGAACAGCCUUUCUUCCGGCGUAAAGUGGCGUGAUUGUCACUUUGUGUUGCAGUCAUCUUUUGAAACCUAUUAUAAAAUGUAGUUGGGUCUUAACAGGUGAAAAGGUACGAUUUAAAGGAGGGUACUGGUGUCAUUUCUCCAGCAGCUUUAUAUUUCCUGUAUGCACACUGUCAUAUUCUGCAUAAGGCAUCCAGGUGUUCUUCUUUAAUUUUAACCUUCUUCAGUUAAAGUUAACCAGUUUAAGAUUUCAUUCGCAGCCAGAUGUUACAUUUACAGGUUUUUCAUAAUUCCUUAAAUACAAACCGGUUUUUGAGGGAUGAGAUUUCAGUUUCUUCCUGAUAUGAAAAAACUCUGGUGUUAUCCUUUAAUUCAUCCCCGCAGUCCACACACAGACCUCUGGAGUCCCGAGCCGCAGCUUUUCAGUGUUCAUGCGAUGCCUCAGUGCUCCGUGGAACUGGUAGAAAUCAAAGACUGUAAGCUUCCCAUGUUAGCGCCUCAGCAGUGAGAAGUUGUGUGUUUCACUGUGGACUUCAUAUUUCAUCUUUGUUCAAAGCAGGAAAAUGUUUGACAGCAAAAAAAAUUUUCCAAGAAUUACAAUAAAUGCAUUAUUUUCUUGAUUUAUUGUUUAGUGAAUAAAAUGUCAAAAAAUGAGGAAAAUGUCUUCUUUUGUUGCCAAAACUCAAAUCUAUUCAGACUCAGAUCUGGAAUUUACUGUCAUAUGUGACAAAGAAAAGCAGCAGAUCCUCAGAUUUCCUCAGAUUUGAGGAGCUGAAACCUGCAAAUGUUCAGUAUUUUGGCUUGAAAAAUGUCUAAAUGAUUAUUAGAUGAUCAAAAUAGUUGCAGAGUGAUUUUAUUUCAGUUGGUUAAUUGAUGGACUGAUUUACCGCUGCAGACUCUGAUAUGCAGCCAUCACACUGAAGCUACAUUUGUUUGACUCACUUUUUUUGCCACUCAAAGGCAGAAUGAAAAUAAAUGAAAGUAAAAGACAAACAAUCUUUACUGUAUUUUCCUCAAGGCUCAAAACAUUUCCUCAGCUGUCAAUCAUUGUUCAAAUCAUUUUAUUUCUGAUUCAAGACAUUUCAUGUAUUUUUUUUUCUGGUUGCUUCUAAUUAGUAACUCCAAACUUUCAGAGUAACCAUAGACGUGUCCACACACUGACCACACUGUCAGAGGCAGGUCUGGCUGGGAGAUGAACAUUCCUUCACGUCUCUUAUGUGUUACUGUACUCUGCAGCUGAUAUCAUCAUCAUCAUCUUCAUCAUCACAUCUGCCACUCUGCAGUUCUCUCGCUGCUCCUCCUCCUCUCAUGUUGCUGUUAAAAGAACAAAAGUGUAACUGAUGAAGUACUACUGUCCUGAUUUGAGGCACAUUCAGUCAUAGCGCAGCAUCCUUUAGUCCACCAGUCUUCAGUCUGUCAGUAGGAAAACAGAAUAGAGGAUUAAAAAAACACACAGUACCUUGCUACAACGACUGUAUCUGAAAAAGAAAGUGAAAUCAGAUUAAUAUAUCUUAUAAUCUGAGUAGAAACUCUUUGGAAACGAUUUGUAACUUCUUUCCAGAAAUAAAUGUUCAUAU